CAGCGCAGCAUGCAUGCAAUUGACAGUGUGUUAAUCUGACCUUAGGCAGCUUAGCCGUGCAUGUUGACAUAGCUGACAACGCCUAGUUUGAUAAGCUGCUUACAGCGCUUAACCACGGGAUUAUUCAAUUCAGUUUGGGUUGAGCUUGGAAAAUAGGAAAUAUUUGACAAGCGUGGUCACAUUUCUAUCGAUCUCCUCAUCCUGUGAUACGUAACCAGGUCAGUUGGUUGUAUUUUACUGACGAAACCGUGCCUCAGAGAUCGAUAACAUCUGGUGAUCGGCCAUAUGUUAUAUGGUAAUACAGUGUCAUCUUCACUGAGUAUGCGUGAUGCAUCACCUGUCAACUCAGUUCAACAUAUAGGUACAGGAAUUGAUUGAUUCAAAAGGGAUAUGCACUACUAUCAAGGAACACCUGUAAGAAACCAUUGUGGCCUAUGAGGAAAUUACGUGACGCGUACAGUUAGAUAAGAGAACAACAAACACUUUAUUCAGCGGGUGACACUGAUAACGACGGACCUAUUCAGCCCCCAGCUAACAUUACUCAUUUAUUGGUGUCCAUGGUAUUUGAUGACAAGCACCUGAGGGUGAAUUCCUGCACUUGUGUAUACAUGCUGUCACAGCAUUAUUAAUUAACUAUUCACCGAAGUGGCUUGAUUUCCAGGAACCAUGCUGAGGACACGGAGAUAGCGGUAGUCAGGCCGCAGAGUGAGAUCUGGAGGCACCACCAUGCCCCACUGGGCGGAAAAGGGGAGGUUGUACCGCUUUGGGUUUGGUGUUAUGAUCCUCGGAUUUGUAGGUUUCACCGUAGCUUUUGGAGUGCCUGCGUGGAAACGUGAAGGUGGGGAUGGUGACACACCUGUGCUAUACUCCGGAUUGUGGCAAUACAUGUGUGAUGGACUUACCAACUGCCGGACGUAUACUGGGGUAGAAGGGGAUACGAGGCUCCUAGUAUCCAGAGUGCUGGCGUGCAUCGCUCUGGCUUUCUGCUUCAUCUCGCUGUUUCUCAUCUUCCUCCAUAACUGCACAGCCUACUCAAAAAGUCUUCAGUCAGAAAAUGCCUUCGUCUCUGUGUUCCCCGUUUUUUGUGGUGGUCUCUCCCUGGCGUCAUGUGUUGUAAACCAAGCGAUAGGCACCAUCGGCUGGGGGGUCAUACUAGGAGUCACCGGCAGUUGUUGUUCAAUAGCUGGAGGCAUGUUCAUGUGCUUGGGGUUACAUUUUGACAGGCGUAGAGCAACCAGAACUGAACGUACUUCAAAUCCAUAUCUCCAUGGCCAGACUGCCUUCAACCGAGACAUGACGGCAAUGGCAAUUCCUAUGGACGCCAUUCCUUCUGAUCGGUCACAGGCAAAUAUGCAAGUUUCUUCUAUUGCCUCGAGUACAAACACUGUUCCACAUCUAGCGACACAGGUGGAUCAACAACCGAGACUAGACCCAUCUGCCCCACCGCCCGACCCUGACUUCCUUUACUACUGACUUCUGCACGGAGGAUCAAAGGGGUGCUUGAACGUUGGAACCACAAGUUUGAAGAAUGAUUGAAACAUAUCAGUGAGAUCAAGCGUAUAUCUGGAUUCAAGUGAUCAUCGUCUGUUUUUCCGGUGUAUUUAUGGCAGUGUCCAGUGUGCACUAUUGGUGUCAUCGGAACAUGCCAUUUAAUCACAACCAGUGAACGAUGUAGAUUUAGUUCUUGCCACAUUAAUCUAUUGGCGUCAAGGUGAUUUAGAUUUUGGUAGCAGAACUUGACAUAAUUUUGAAGAAACAGUUACAUCAAUUCCCGAUCGGGAAAUAUAAUUUUAUUAUUUUAUCGCAAUCAGUGAAAGAUGAAUGUAUGGACUGUGUGUACGUCCUAUAUUAUUUUAGUGUCAGUGAGUGUGGGCCUUGGUAGAAUAGCUUUACAAAAUUUUGAAGAAACAACUGCAGUCAUUCCUUAUCAAGAAAUAAUAUAUUAUCAUGAAAUAUUAUCACAGCCAGUGAACUGGGAACUUGUUUAAUAAGGGCUCGCCACAAACAGUUAUAAGCGUCAAUUAACACUCAGUGUUAUAAGAUUAUCGACCACCUCCGUGGUCCAGUGGACAGAGCGUCCCCCUGGAGACCUGAGGGUCAAGGGGUUGAUCCCCUUCCGAGUCAUACCAAACAAACGUUAAAAGAUGGUACUUGUUGUUUCCUUCCCUGGCACUCGACAUUAAGGGCCAAAACAAGGAGUCAGUAUAUUGUUUCUGAGAGGGGUAUUCGUGUUAAACUGUAU
Haliotis rufescens (red abalone) is the source of this 2242-nucleotide messenger RNA. RefSeq lists its product as uncharacterized. NCBI's taxonomy places the organism in Eukaryota, Metazoa, Mollusca, Gastropoda, Lepetellida, Haliotidae. Bases 727 to 1473 code for a protein of 248 amino acids. The record is from RefSeq and is a predicted model, not a curated record. The transcript is spliced from 3 exons.